Molecule: messenger RNA, 2599 nt
Organism: Aspergillus homomorphus CBS 101889
Lineage: Eukaryota; Fungi; Ascomycota; Eurotiomycetes; Eurotiales; Aspergillaceae
Product: putative Avl9 protein
Exons: 10
Coding region: 1-2478 (825 amino acids)
Cellular component (GO): cytoplasm
Source: RefSeq, a predicted model, not a curated record
AUGUCUCACGUUCACCCCCGUCAGGGUCCCAUUGUGAUGGUCAUAGAUUUUCACCAUGCAAGAGGCCCUGAAAUCGAGUUAUGCUUCGGAGACGAUGGAGGCGAUCCGGCUGCGGAGAACGACUGGUCCUUGUUGCCAUUUAUGGCCUUAUCUGACGGCGCGCAUCUGUCCACCGAAGAGUUCUCAUAUUUCACCGUCCGCCGGAAGGAGACCCCGUCGCAGCCUGCCACCUCCCUGUUCGGCAUCUCCUGUUCUCGACAGAUCGACUCCAACAUCCUCCUCUACCGACCACCAGACGUGACAAGAUCGACGGUGCAGAAGGCGGUGGUCGUGAUAACGGACAGCCCCCAGAGGCUGGGACAGCUAAGGGAGAAGCUCUCCAUUGUCACGUCGGCCUGGUUUGCGCAACGCGAUUUUUCGGACUCGGAUAUUUUGAAAAAAUUUCGGGAAGGCCUGGUCAUCAGCUUGAAGAAAGAUGAGGACACGAAGGAUCACAAUUUGGGGCUCUCCCUGCGGGAAAUGAUCCAUGAGUUCAAAUACCAGACUUUGGUUCUGUUCAAAGCCUUGCUUCUGCAACCAAAGAUGCUAUUCUUUGGCACGAAGUGUGAACGACUGUGCAUGAUCCAAUUUUCUCUGGUCUCCCUGAUACCGGGUCUCAUGAACCGCUUGGAAGACUCUGCCGACCCAGCGUUUGACACCUAUGCGCAAACAGUAGAAAAGCCGACAUCCCUGAAGACAAGUGACAGAAACUCCUUACUGGCAUACAUGGGCUUGCCGUUGCAAAUAUUUGGCAAGGGAAGCAUGUUUGGCCCUUACACUCCGCUACAGCAGCUGGACUUGCUGGCAGAUCAUGGAACCAAAUCAUAUGUCGUGGGAUCUACAAAUUCUUUAUUGCUGCAGCAGAAGGAUCGCUACAGCGAUAUAUUGGUCAACCUUGAUGAGGACACUCUCACCAUAAAUUCUCCGUCUCUCCGAAAUGCAUUGGCCCUCUCUGUUGCGGAUAGGCGUUGGAUUGACCUCCUCACUCAGAUCAUCAAUGAAACCUGGGAUGAUGCGCAUCCCCAACAGCCGAAGACUCACGGCUACAUGGGCUCGGAAGAGUUCAUCAGGCUCCAAUUUGAAGAGUACCUGUUGGCGCUGCUCGCUUGCAUGCAAUACCACGAGGAGCUUAGUUCGUCGACGACUGGUGAACCAGGUGGGCGAAGCCGGGCCCAACUGGAAGCGUACAACAUCGAGGGCGACCCCGCCUUGGAAUUCAACGCUGAAUUCUUGGCACAGUGGAGAAAUACACCCAACUAUGCAUUGUUCAAACGUCUCACCUCUGAUGCACUAUUAUUCUCGAUUGUUGAACCUCGCCACCCGUGCGCAGGGGGUCUGACAAUCGAUGAUGUUCAACGGCGUGUAACCCAGCAAGUCGCGGAGCUGCAUUUAGACGAGCGCGUGCGAGAAGGCCGUGAGGCUCUGAACCGGCAUUUAUCGACGGGUCAGAGAAAAGUAAGUGCGGCCUUCAACAGCUUCUGGGCAGAUGUCGAAUCGAUGCGGGAGGCCCAGCGGAAGAAGAAUGAAGAGAAAACAACACCUUCACAGCGGUCAUCACUGGACAGAGGAUCCCGAAACUCGCCUCCGUUCUCACCUUCCGAUACAGCAUCAGUUCAUUCAACCGGAGGGUCUUCGUGGCUUGCUGGACGUAAGGCCCCCGCGGUGGAUAUAACACAAGCACAGGCUUCCGUUAGCGCUGUGAGCCAGAAGGCUGGCGCGUAUCUCAGCUCUUGGGGCUCAUGGGCUAGCGAGAAACGGAAAGAAUGGCAGGAGAAAAAGACCACGCCCACGUCGCCCAUUACAUCUUCGCCCUCUGUUCCCACAUUGAGCAGCAGCACCGAAGCCAGCGAAGCCGACCGAGACAGACUCUCCAUGCAGUCGCGUCGGAGUGAGGACUUUUCUACGCUGUCCCGAAGCGGGAGUAGGAGGAAGCGGUGGAGUAAUAUACUGCUCCGGCGCGAAAGUGGCGAGUUCAGUCGCAAGGAUGAAACGACAGGUGACAGUGACGAGCAAGAAGCUACGUACCCAAAGUCACCCCUGUCGCAAGAGGCCCCAGCUCUUGGUGAGGGGGCUCAUAGCGAAACAACAGCUAGUCGGUCGGAGUACACAACUCCACACCAAGCCGACAACCAGGAGAAUGAAGAGCACGCCCUCGUCGAGAACAGGUUGCCUACGGCCAUUGUAACCCGAAAAGAAACCCCAUCGCAAGAUUCUCCGACUCUCGGUGCUGGGGCCGACGGCGAGGCAACGGCUGGUCAGUCGGAGCAUACGACCCAGCCCAAGGCUGACAAUCAGGAGAAUGGAAAGCCUGCUGCCAUUGAUAACACCUUGCUUGCGGCAACCGAGAACCGGCAAGAAUCCCCGUCGACGCCGUGUAGCAUUAAAGAACUACCUCCGAACACUUCCAAUAUACCCACCGAGAAAGCAAGCGAACCAUGACCACUUCCGCAUGGCACAUGGCCAUGAGUUUGAUUUCAGCCGAACCUUCUUCAUGUCUUAUUAAUAUCCCCCGGUCUGAAUAUGUGUGAGUAUAUAGGGACUCCUUAAUAUCUUGUUCACC